Molecule: messenger RNA, 928 nt
Organism: Panicum virgatum (switchgrass)
Lineage: Eukaryota; Viridiplantae; Streptophyta; Magnoliopsida; Poales; Poaceae
Product: major pollen allergen Ole e 10-like
Exons: 5
Coding region: 189-734 (181 amino acids)
Source: RefSeq, a predicted model, not a curated record
AUCUGAAUCCUGAUAGGUCUACAUGAAAUGAUCAGGCCAUGCUUUCAAGAUUAUCUUUCCAAUAACAUCGAUGCAAGACUGAAGACCCUUACAACCUGAUAAAGCUUGUGGCGAGCAAGACACACACACGGAGGAGUGCAGAGUGAAAAGCAGGAUCUGUUUCAAGUUCUGUAACCUCUGCUUCAGCCAUGAAGAGGAAGGAGCUGAUGAUCGUGCACGGCCUUCUGAUUCUUGGAUGGUUCAUAGCUCUACCGUGCCCUGCAUGUCCAGCCUCUGCAGCUGGCCGCAUCGCACCGCAGGAGAAGGCGGAGUCGGUGACCCCGAUACCGACGCUGUCGCCGCCAGAAGGCAACACGACGUUCAUCAACGGCGUGACGUGGUGCGUGGCCCGGCCGGGCGCCUCCCAGGAGGACCUCCAGAACGCGCUGGACUGGGCGUGCGGCCCCGGCGGCGCCGACUGCUCCCAGCUGCAGCCGGGCGGCCGGUGCUACCAGCCGAACACGCUCCUCACCCACGCCUCCUACGCCUUCAACAUCUUCUACCAGCAGAACGGCAACUCCGACAUCGCCUGCAACUUCGGCGGCGCCGGAGCCCUCGUCAAGCGGGACCCGAGUUUUGGAUCAUGCAAGUUCCUGGCAUCUGAUACUUCUGCAGCAGCUUCCUCGGCGAUGUUGGGAAGGGCGUGGACGGCCAUGGUCGCUGCAUCUCUGAUCGCGCUUCGGCUGAUAGUUUAGGAAUUCUCCAUUCGUGAUGUAGACACGGUCUCUUGCGUGAAGGUUGAGGGCUCACGAUUCCUUUGUUUUGGAUCUCGUAAACUAUCAUUAUGUUUUUGUAUGGCUAUUUUAUUAUUUUAUUUAAUGGACCUGAAAUUUCAAAUUAUUUUGUAUUUUUUAAUCGAUGCACACCACGUCUUGGUGUUGUCCCAUCA